Messenger RNA from Rotaria sp. Silwood2, 1149 nucleotides. NCBI's taxonomy places the organism in Eukaryota, Metazoa, Rotifera, Eurotatoria, Philodinida, Philodinidae. The record is from the annotation of a GenBank genome assembly.
AUGUUUGUCAGUGAUUGGUUCUUUGUAGGUGCCAGCUUCUAUCUCUCGAGCUGGUACAAGAGACGUGAGCUUUCAUGGCGCGUCAGUAUUCUUUUUUCGGCUGCUGCUCUUGCUGGUGCUUUCGGUGGUGUACUCGCCUAUGGUAUUGGUAAGAUGGGCGGCGUUGGUGGACAAGAAGGUUGGCGCUGGAUUUUCUAUCUUGAAGGUAUCGCCACAGUGCUUGUUGGAGCAUUGGCCGUCUUUCUUCUUAACGAUUUUCCUUCCGAUCGACCGAAAUUUCUCACUGAGUCUGAAUGCAAACGUGUCGUGGCUCGACUACAAACCGAUACAGGAGCCGGAGCUGAUGACCAUUUCAGUUGGAAACAAGUCUUGACCACUUUUUCAACAUGGAAAGUCUAUGUUUGGUCCUUAUGCUAUCUCGGACUGUGUGUUCCUUUCUAUUCUCUAUCGUUCUUCUCACCAACCAUCAUUCAGAACCUUGGUUUCGUUGCGUAUCAGGCCCAACUGCUCAGUGCACCACCUUAUGUAUUUGCUUUUCUGACCACGAUGAUCACGGCCUACUUUUCUGACAAAUAUGCUCGCCGUAGCGUAUUCAUCAUUUUUUGGCUCUCCGUCAGUAUAGUUGGUUACAGUAUUCUAGUAGCAGUUGAGCAUUUGACUAUCAAAUAUCUUGCUGUGAUUAUUUCAGCUGGCGGUCUUUCUCCAUGCAUAGCUACUUGUAUCGCUUUUCUAUCAGGCAACAUCAGUCCAAAUACGAAACGAGCCACUGCAUUAGCGUUCAUGAUCUCGGUUGGCAACACAGGUGGAGUGAUCAGUGGGCAAAUUUAUCGCGCAAGAGAUGAACCUCGAUUUAUCCUUGGUCAUGCCGUCAAUCUAGGUUUCUGCGUACUCGGCUUAAUCAAUGCUGUGAUCCUUCUGAUUGGUCUUCGAGCAGAAAAUCGGCGACGUGAUCGUUUGUAUGGAUCUACACAAUCAUCAGCUGUGUCUGUAAGUGCACAAUCGAUCUCGUAUGGGACAGACGUAAAGUGCCCCGACAUAUUUGGUGUAGACAACGAAGAGAAUAGACGACGAUGGGGCUAUGAGACUUUGUCUGAACAGGAAAUUCGUGAUUUGGGAGAUGAUCAUGCUGCUUGGCGAUAUAUUCUCUAG